This is a messenger RNA of Letharia columbiana, 1041 nucleotides long. RefSeq lists its product as uncharacterized. NCBI's taxonomy places the organism in Eukaryota, Fungi, Ascomycota, Lecanoromycetes, Lecanorales, Parmeliaceae. The coding region runs from base 1 to 1041 and encodes 346 amino acids. Gene Ontology annotation, cellular component: post-mRNA release spliceosomal complex; U2-type spliceosomal complex. The transcript has 2 exons. The record is from RefSeq and is a predicted model, not a curated record. Gene Ontology annotation, biological process: mRNA splicing, via spliceosome.
AUGCAAGGUUUCAAUAUGGGACGUUACGUCCCGCCAGAGCACGAGGGCACUACCUCCGCCAACAAGCUCGCCGGCAAGCAUGCCCUCGGCUCCCGUGCACGCAAAGCCAAUCAAGGCAUCCUCACAGUGCGUUUCGAAAUGCCCUUCCCAAUCUGGUGCACCACCUGUCCCAAACCCACUAUCAUCGGUCAAGGCGUCCGCUUCAACGCCGAGAAGAAAAAAGUGGGCAAUUAUCAUACUACGCCAAUUUUCAGCUUCCGCAUGAAGCAUGUGGCAUGCGGGGGAUGGAUUGAGAUUAGGACCGAUCCGAUGAACACAGCUUAUGUGGUUACGGAGGGGGCGAAGAAGAGGGAUACGGGGGAGGAUAAAUUUCAAGAGGGUGAAAUCAAGAUAACGACAGAGGAAGAGAGAGCGAGAUUGGAAGGCGAUGCAUUUGCCAGAUUAGAGGGGAAGGUGGAGGAUACGCAAAGGACGGUCAGUGACAAGAGCAGGAUUGAAGAGCUGUACAAUGCUAAGGGUAGGGAUUGGGAUGAUCCGGGGGAGGCGAAUAAAAGGUUGAGGAAGGGUUUUAGAGUCGGAAGGAAGGAAAGGGAGAAAAAUGGGAAGGCAACAGAAUCAUUGAAAGAUAGGAUGAGUCUUGGGAUGGAUCUACUGGAAGAGACGGAGGACGACAGGAAAAGAGCUGGGUUCGUGGAAUUCGGAGAAGCUGGAGGUGAGGGGGCUAUCGCCAAGGCCAAGUCGAGACCGCUUUUCGCAGAUAUCCGAACAUUGGACAAGCCUUUGGCGAAAAAAAUCAAGACGACGAAGACUGUAUUGGAAGCGGAGAAAAGGAGGGAUAUUCUACGCAAGGAGCUGGCUGAUAACACCAGAGUAUCCCUGGACCCGUUCUUGAGUAUGGACAAACCCAAUGUGCAGGCCUUGGGUGGGGUCCCACUGAUCCAAAGGAAACGGAAGGUUGAGGACCGAAGAACAUUCUCAAAAUCUAACGAUCCCGUUGACGUUACAAGACCACCAGCUUUAGUGGAGUACGACUCGGAGUAG